UGAGUGUAUCGUAUGUACUUUUUACAAAUCGUAAAAAAAACAAAAUCUAUCGAAUGAUUGUUAAAAAAACAGAAGCACAACGUACAUUUCUUUCUCUUACGAUAGGUUACCAUGACAUAAUAUUUUCUCUUUAACGAUAUGUGGUUGAACUUUCAAUUUUUGAAGACACUUUAUGUUUUAAAUUCACAUGACGAAGGCAAGCGUCCUAUUCAAAUGCUACACGGUGACCCUUAACUAGCAAGAUAAUUAUUGAACAUUAUGACAUAUAUUGAAAGUUCUGUAAUAAGAAAAUAAUGAGUAAAAAAUCGCUUUUUUUGUACCAAAAAGGUAUUUGUGUGUUUCUUAUGAUUCAUACGGUUAUUGUUAGCAAACUUCCACGUAGUCAAUCUCUGGCUCAUUAUUUGUUCUAGAACCAACCGCAUUUCAACAGUUAUCAUUACCUUCUUGUGUUGACAGAGAGAUAGCUGACGAUUUGGGUAGUUUAAAUCAUAAAGCAUUAAUCGUCGCAAUAACGGACAAAGAUCGAACUCAGAAGAUCUUACCAUCAUCGCCACUACAGACAUCAUUGAUUCAUGAUAAAAAGGUUUCCCAACCCCUAAUUAUUGUACUUGAUGAAAGUGACGAUGAUGAUUGGGUUGUUACUCAAAAAGUUGUAAAGCCGAAUAACACAGAAACGCCUGAGAAUAAAAAUGAGAAAACGAUAGAAAUUGAUGAUACGAUUAGAACUACAUCUACUGAACAGUUAAAUAAUGAAUCUCAAGGAAUUAUCGAUACACAUGUUUCUACCACUAAUUGUUUAAUGUUAGCAAUGACGGAUACAGUAAUGAAGGAAAAUUUGAGAAUCAAAUCGGCAGCUACUUCGACAAAUUCUUUCGAAUUCGAAGAGGAUGUAAAUGAAUUAUCGUCUGCGAUAGAGAGUAAUACUCAAUUAAAUAAUAUGUGCUUUGACGUAAGCGAUACACCUGGUCCUGAAACGAAUAAACGAAAACAAAUGAUACCAGUCCAAAAUCAACGCAGAAAAAAAGGUAAAUGCUUCAUGUUUCAGACUGAAUUCACCGGUUUUCAAAAAUUUUCAAUGUCUUGUGAUCUGUAA
Molecule: messenger RNA, 1093 nt
Organism: Didymodactylos carnosus
Lineage: Eukaryota; Metazoa; Rotifera; Eurotatoria; Philodinida; Philodinidae
Source: the annotation of a GenBank genome assembly